Ambispora leptoticha is the source of this 759-nucleotide messenger RNA. The record is from the annotation of a GenBank genome assembly. Lineage: Eukaryota; Fungi; Glomeromycota; Glomeromycetes; Archaeosporales; Ambisporaceae.
AUGACUUCUUCAAUUCCCGACCCACCACCUUUCUACACCCGUUAUACUGAUGCUAAUCUAAAGCUUCUCGAGAAGAUAAAGAAUUAUAAAGGAAACAAAAAAGAAGCCUUAAAUGAAUUCAAAGAUGAACUACCGCAAGACUUUGACAUUACUGAAUUAGAACCACCUCAACCUAUCGCUGAAGGUUCUUAUAAUGUAUUUGGUUUAACUUGGCAGGUUGUUUCGGUGAACGCGACUUUAGACGAAAAUAUCCCACGACUAUAUCCUGAAGGAGACUUUGAUCGGCAAACUGAACUCAAAAAGCUUAACAAAAGACUCUGUAGAAAAUUCAUUGCGUUACUUGGAUCGUUGAGUGCGGAGCCUUUUGAUGAAAGCAAACCAACCGCUAUCAGUAAGGAUUUGCAAGACACAUUUAUGAAUAUAAAGCAAUUGUUGAAUGAAUAUCGACCACAUCAAGUAGAUGAUUUUUUUUUAAUCUUGUUGCUCAAAGUAUUAGUUAAUCGACUAACUAGACUCGGUUCUAUUACAGGCACACGAUGCUCGCAAUUAAAAGAUCUGUUAUCAAUGGUGAAGCAUAAAUGGAGUACAACUGAUCAGUUAAAGAUGACUAUGCCGGACAAUUCUCAACUCGGACAAUUCCUUUCUACGCGCCAACAAAAUCCCCCAUCCACAUCAUAUAAUUUAAGUCCGGCGACUUCAAGUCAUAUGCUGCAAUUAAUCGAUACACUUCAACUACAGUCAAAAUAUGAUGCGUCUUGA